UGUACCUAUUUCAGUGCAAAAUCAAAACAUUCGAAUAAUUUUGGAAAAAUGGAUGAAAACAGCUUGAUCUACGGUCUAGAACUGCAGGCGCGGGCUUUAACACCCCAAUACGGGGAGAGCAACGAUGUGUGCUUCUUUAUAGCCACCAAUUCCCUGAAACCCACGAACCAAGUGCAUUUAAUCCAGUACGAGGAGGAACAGGGAACCGUGCAAUCAAAGGUAUUCGAGCACGCCCUGGGUGAAGUGUGGAAGCUGAAUAGCUGCCCGCAUAAUGCCCGCCUGCUGGCCUCCGUCUACAAUGUCCAGAAGGGAGCACAGGUGCUCACCCAGUCGGCUUUAUUUACGCUUCCCGAGGAUCUCAAUCCGGAUCCGGAGCAACUGAAGUCGGAGUACCUGCCGUGGGCGCAGGUUGAGGUCCUGGACACCGAAGCCCUGGGAGAACGUGUGAAAACCAUCGAAUUCCAUCCCAGCCAGGAGCAGAUCCUUGCCUGCGUGGUGGACAACAAGGUGGCCGUGAUGCAAAGAGCAGAAGCCUCCACCCGCGUGGUGGCCGAGGUGCCCACUGGUGGAUCCUCCAGCGGAUCGGCCAAACACACGGCACACUUCACCACCGGCAAGUGGUCGCAUCAUCACCAGGGCCACCAGUUCCUCACGCUCCAGGAUGGCAAUCUGAGUGCCUUCGAUGUGCGCGAUACCCAGCAUUGUGCUUGGAGCAUCAGCGAUGCCCACGGGCAGAUGGUGCGCGACCUGGACUGCAAUCCCAACAAGCAGUGCCACCUGGUCACGGGCGGGGAUGAUGGCUACCUGAGGAUCUGGGACUGCCGAAUGCCCAAGGCUCCCGUCUUCGAGCGCUCCGAUCAUUCGCAUUGGGUGUGGUCCGUGCGCUUCAAUACAUUCCACGACCAACUGCUCCUCUCCAGCUCCAGUGACUGCAAGGUGCUGCUCACCUGUGCCGGAUCUGUGAGCUCGGAAACUCAGGCUCAGCCGGGACUGGAUGACUCCGCCAAUUUCAGUGGGCCGGAAGCCGAGGAGAGGCGCAAACUCCUGCCCGAUGGACUGCUGCAGACCUUCGACCAGCACGAGGACUCGGUUUACUGUGCCGAGUGGAGCAAUGUGGAUCCCUGGAUCUUUGCCUCCCUCAGCUACGAUGGGCGCGUCAUAAUCUCAAAGGUGCCCAAGCAGUACAAGUACCAGAUUAUAUUUUAG
Drosophila takahashii is the source of this 1206-nucleotide messenger RNA. Its product is annotated as EARP-interacting protein homolog. NCBI's taxonomy places the organism in Eukaryota, Metazoa, Arthropoda, Insecta, Diptera, Drosophilidae. Gene Ontology annotation, molecular function: protein binding. Gene Ontology annotation, biological process: protein ubiquitination. The record is from RefSeq and is a predicted model, not a curated record.